AUGCAGGGCGAAAUGAUUUUUAAGCAUUUUGGUGUGAUUCCUGACGAUUUUGAUGUUCCCGGAUGUCACUGUGGAGAACCAUUGUAUCGUGUCGCAGAUGCAACAAGGAAACUUGGUUACUGGUUUAAGUGUUCCAACGGUCACAGAUUAAACCGGACUAAAAAUACAUUUUUAGAAUAUGUCCAUACAGCUGGAGAGUUAGGUUGUAAUAAAAUAAUCCAAAUGAUUUAUUUGUGGGUGGCUAAAGCCAAUACAACCACAAUUCAACAAGAAGUUAAAGUGUCUACAGAAACGGUGGUAGCCUACACUGAAUACUUCAGAGAUGUUGCUUUAAAAAUAGCAUACCACGAUUUUGAGCAAAUCAGCGGUAGUAACGAUAUCGUAGAAAUCGACGAAACGCAUUUAUUUCGGGCAAAAUAUAAUGUAGGCCGGCUAAUGGCGUGGAGUGCUGUUUGGUUGUUUGGUAUGAAUUUUAUUGUUUUACUAAAAUAUAAUUUAUUACAGUAA
Macrosiphum euphorbiae (potato aphid) is the source of this 507-nucleotide messenger RNA. Lineage: Eukaryota; Metazoa; Arthropoda; Insecta; Hemiptera; Aphididae. The record is from the annotation of a GenBank genome assembly.